Molecule: messenger RNA, 798 nt
Organism: Dictyostelium purpureum
Lineage: Eukaryota; Evosea; Eumycetozoa; Dictyosteliales; Dictyosteliaceae
Exons: 4
Coding region: 1-798 (265 amino acids)
Biological process (GO): positive regulation of mRNA splicing, via spliceosome
Cellular component (GO): spliceosomal complex
Molecular function (GO): RNA binding
Source: RefSeq, a predicted model, not a curated record
AUGGAAGUUGAAGAAAGAAUGAUGGCCAAUGGAGAUAACGACAACCAAAGACGUGGAUCUCCAAGCCCAAGAAGACAAAAUGGUGAUAUGAACCGUGAUAGUCAUUCACCACACAGAGGUGGUUCACCAAACAGAGGUAACAGCCGUUCACCACACAGAGGUGGCUCACCAAACAGAGGUCACUCACCAAUUAGAGGCGAUGAUAAAAGACGUGGCGACUAUAACACACCAAGAAACAGAUUAGCAAAUACUGCCUCACCAAGUUGUGUUUUAGGUGUUUUCGGUUUAAGUCCAUCCACCGAAGAAAGAGAUAUCAAAGAUGAAUUUACUAAAUUUGGUAAAAUUGAUCACGUCGAUCUUAUUAUGGACAGAAAGACUGGACGUUCAAAAUGUUUUGGUUUUGUCUAUUUUGAAAAUAAAGACGACGCUGUUAGAGCCAAAGAAGAAUGCCAAGAUUUAAUUUUACACGGCAAACAUAUUCGUACUGACUUUUCAGCAACUAAGAGACCACACGAUCCAACUCCAGGUAGAUACUAUGGUAAUCCAAAAUAUGACUCAAGAAGAUCACCACCACCAAGAUUCUCACCAUACGGAGAAAGAGGUGAAAGAUAUGGUAGAGAAGACAGAUAUGGCAGAGAAGAAAGAGGUGACAGAUAUGGCAGAGAAGAAAGAGGUGACAGAUAUGGCAGAGAAGAAAGAGGUGACAGAUAUGGCAGAGAGGAUAGACACAGAGACGACAGCAGAGAUAGAUACGAUAGAUUCAGAGAAGAAAGACCAAGAGAUGGUUACAGAAGAUAA